AUGGAAUUAGACUGCCCCAAUGGCCAGGCGACUUCUGCUUCUCCCGCGCGAAAACGCUCCAUCCUGUCCAAGUUUACGAGCCGAUUCAGCAAUCGAAAUCGGAAUAUCUCCGAGUUCUACAUCCAGCCGGACGAUCCGUGGAAGUCGUAUUCACCUGGAGAUGCGGUGAAAGGCGCCGUGUGUUUGACCGUCGUCAAACCUGUUCGGAUCACGCAUCUCGUCCUCUGCCUGCAUGGUUACGCCAAAGUCUACAAGAAUCCCGUCGCUCCGGGUGAAACGGCUGAAGAUUCCGGCUUCAUAGCGACAGGAAGGGGAAGGAGGAAUGGCGAAUAUUUGGGAAACGGCCUGGCUACGUUGUUCGAGGACGAAGUUGUGCUAUGCGGGGAUGGUCGCCUCAAGGAGGGAAUAUACAAGUUUCGCUUCGAGCUGUGUUUCCCUCCGUAUGGCUUACCAAGUAGUAUCAACUUCGAACGAGGAACAAUCUCCUAUGUGCUUACGUCCACCUUGACGCGUCCAACUACAAUCUCCCCGACCAUGACCUGUGACAAGCGCAUUCUUCUUCUUGAAGCCAUCGACGUAGCAAAUCUACCCGUGCCGAAACCCCGGGUUAUUUCCCUGGAGCCCGUAUCAAAAAGGUCGAAAUCCAGAUCGAAAACCAAAACCAACUCCACCUCCAGCGACGCCCCUGCGAGAGCAUCGUCUACUGACCCCCAAUCUUCCGAUCCGGGACCGCCGCUGAGUCCUGUACCGAGCGAGCGGAGUAAUUCGAGUUGUGUGAGUAACAGCACCCAGAGCUUCCAAAUCGUCAGCGAGCCAAGUUCUGCGAGGUGCAUGGCCCAACGAAGCGACGAAUUGUGGAAUGGUGCAACAUCGUCAGCCAGCCAAGAAAUUACUGCUACAACUCGAGUACUUCGCUCUGGUGUGCUUCCAGGGGACCUUUUGCCCGUCAAUAUCUCGAUAAAGCAUACAAAGCCGAUCAGAAGUCCAAGUGGAGUCAUCAUCACUCUCUACCGCCAGGGACGCAUCGACAUGUACCCUCAGUUGCCGAUUGGGACGCCUGAAAAGGGUAAAAAGCCCGUCUAUGAGGACUACUAUCCAAAAUCACGCACCGGCCUAGGUGGUUUGAGUUUUGGUGUGACCCGAACGAGUAGUGUGUUUCGUAAGGACUUAUCUCAGCUCUUCUGUCCACUAAUCGUCGACCCCGGUACAAUGGUGGCCGAUAUCAAAACGUCGAUCCGUAUUCCUGAAGACGCGUUCCCGACAAUCACCCGUGUACCUGGAGCUAUGAUUAGCUUCCGUUACUACGUCGAAGUUGUGAUGGAUAUACGGGGCAAACUAGCCGGCCAGGACCGGCUUCGUCCGCGACUGAACAUGAUGACCAAUAAUCUGUAUGGCAGUGGCAAGGUGAAUACGGCGGCAGAGAUUCAACGGGGCAUGACGACUUCCAACGUGGCUGGGAAUAUUCUCGACACUGAUCAGGUCCGAAGAGACAAAAGUGUCAUUGCAUGUGCCUUUGAGAUAAUUGUCGGAUCAAAGGAUAGCUCCCGCACUCAGCGUCAAGACGCUCCUUCAGAGUCUGAACAAACUCAGGCGCCGUCUACUUCUCAAGAUGAACCGUUCGACCAACAACCUACAACCCAGCGCAUUCAGUUUGUCGAUCAGCAUCCACCGCAGCACAGUGAAUACGACGCUGACGGAGGUGCAGACUGGUCAAGUCACCCUCCGCCACAUAGCGAGUAUUCCACUGAGUCUCCACCUCCGACUUUCAUCCCACCCGCUCAGCCAGAAGAGGUUGUCGACGAAAAGACGAGAUUACGUCGUGCUGAAGAAAUGCUUCUCCCCAGCGCGCCACCUGCAGGGGACGAAGACGCUGCCGCCGGCCCAUCAUCCGUCCUGUUGGCACAACCUUCUGCGCCCACACUUUCCGAAGACCAUUCCCAUUAUUCACAUAUUCACGAUCAUCAACACCAGAGCGACUUUAACUCCUUGCCUCGGAACGGCUCGCCCGCUGCAUCUGCUCUUCUACGGAUACGAUUACUCCAGCCUACCGAACCGCAAACGAUCAUUCACGUGCGUCUUUCCACCCUGUUCAUUCUUCUCCUCCCCCUCCUAACCCCUGGCCAGAAUCUUCCGGCGAUGCGCAUGCAAACACUCCCGCCGCCCAAUCCCACGCCCCAGACGAUAAACAGGAACUUGAGCGGCAACGCCUCCUUAAUCAAGCUAGUGCUCCUCCCGAUUCGUACACUCACGCUCACGACGCUGGACUCGAUGCUACCUCAAAUUUCGAACCCUCCGCGCCAGUUCUCACAGAGGAAGAUAUUAUCAUCAGCCAUCCCUCUACUGGAGCUGAGCCCCAAAUCGGAGGAGAAUCGUUGCCUAGAUACCAGCGCGGAAACUGGAAUUCAUAAUCUCGUUACUAGUUGGCGACUGGAAGUGUGUUUAUAA
Molecule: messenger RNA, 2445 nt
Organism: Uncinocarpus reesii 1704
Lineage: Eukaryota; Fungi; Ascomycota; Eurotiomycetes; Onygenales; Onygenaceae
Product: pH-response regulator protein palF/RIM8
Exons: 2
Coding region: 1-2445 (814 amino acids)
Biological process (GO): ubiquitin-dependent endocytosis
Cellular component (GO): plasma membrane; cytosol; cytoplasm
Molecular function (GO): ubiquitin protein ligase binding; protein-macromolecule adaptor activity
Source: RefSeq, a predicted model, not a curated record